Molecule: messenger RNA, 1260 nt
Organism: Penicillium brevicompactum
Lineage: Eukaryota; Fungi; Ascomycota; Eurotiomycetes; Eurotiales; Aspergillaceae
Exons: 3
Coding region: 1-1260 (419 amino acids)
Biological process (GO): regulation of DNA-templated transcription
Molecular function (GO): sequence-specific DNA binding; DNA-binding transcription factor activity
Source: RefSeq, a predicted model, not a curated record
AUGACCACGCCGAUCAACGAAGUCGCCGGCAAUGAAACGUGCCAAACUAUCGAUAAGAUAGCAAGCAACUUUAUCUCUCAAAAUCAUGAUAACACUUUAAGCCCUCUCAGGCUUGCCAAUAUCUCCAUUUCAGAAUUUUCGACCGCCUUGUCGAACCAUUUAUCGGUACUUAACGAGGGUGGCAGCAUUGCCUUUGGUCGUGGAGAAGAUCUGACCAGCAAGAGACUGAGCAAGAGCCUAGAGAGCCUCUUCUCGGUUACAACACCGUCCGUGAGGGAAGGGCCACCGCUGACCUGGACGAGGCUUGUUAUAUUUGCAGGUCCCCAAUAUGAUGGCCCAGCGCAGCUCAAAGUCGGGGAUUCUAGCGUCGAGCUGUCAGAAAAUGAUCUUAAACUCUUACGCUCUGGUAGGCCUUGGCGAUUUCUCUUCCCUUGGCCAGACAAAGAUGAUUGCGACAAAGAACUUCAAUUAAACGACAUGGUUUUACAGGAGCUUGUUGAUGCUAGGAAAACAAUAGGCGAAGUCUUGGAGCAAAUUUCGCUUGUUGCGCGACGUCUCCGGAAUCACCGUGAUCUAAUUUCUCGGCUGUCCGAAAAUAAGCACCAUGCCAAUCACCGAGGAGGAGCUCCAACAUUAGACCAUACUUUAUCCUCUGUUCCAAAUGAAGAGGUUUUUGGUCAUGUUGCCUCGGCAGAAAAUGAGAGCUCAGUCUACCGAGAUUCACCAUCCACCCCUACGACUAUCCAGUAUGCUAGCAAUGACCAGUCGGAUCAGCCGGCUAACAUUGAUCUAAAUGAUUUAGCUCUACCAGAAGGUGCCAUUGCGAGGAACAACCUGCAACGAGAUGGCUCGUGGUCCGAGAAAAAUGCAAGACCAAGACUCAGGCUACAUGCAUCCGACUUCAUUCAGAUUUUGAGCGAGAUCCUUGAUGAUCCUAUGAAUGAGGAAGUAAUGCGUUGGUCAGAAAAUGGGCAAUCUGUCCUCGUCGCCCCAGAAAGCAAAUUUCCUGCGCAUAUGCUUUCAAGGACGUCCUCUAAAAGCUACCAAUCUCUCGUUCGGCGGCUUUAUUACUUUGGAUUUCGUAAGGUCGGGGGCGCCUUCCAUCAUGAAUCCUUUAGUCGCGGUCAGUCCAGCUCCAUACGACCGACUCGGGAAAUGAGCCACAGCCCUUCACUUCCAUCGCCUUUAUCCAAUAGCACUUCUCAACGUGGGCCUCGGUACAAAAUCAUCAAAAGAAGGCGGACGACAGAAAUUGUUUGA